This is a messenger RNA of Suncus etruscus (white-toothed pygmy shrew), 774 nucleotides long. Its product is annotated as lithostathine-like. The transcript is spliced from 7 exons. The coding region runs from base 1 to 774 and encodes 257 amino acids. The record is from RefSeq and is a predicted model, not a curated record. Gene Ontology annotation, molecular function: oligosaccharide binding; signaling receptor activity; peptidoglycan binding. Lineage: Eukaryota; Metazoa; Chordata; Mammalia; Eulipotyphla; Soricidae. Gene Ontology annotation, biological process: response to peptide hormone; venom-mediated disruption of cell wall in another organism; positive regulation of cell population proliferation.
AUGAUGAGCUAUAAUGCCUGGGAAACAAACCCUCCAAUUCCAAACACUGGCUACUGUGGAACUGUGACCAAAAACUCAGGCAAAAGCAAUGAGAAUAAACAGGCCUCUCCAGAGAACCUUUGUCCAACAGAUACAGUGACCUACUCCUAUUAUUGCUACUCCUUGCAUACGACACCAGCUUCAUGGAUGGAGGCAAACGGUCAUCAACCCAGUGGUGAUGGGUGGGAGUGGAGUAGCAAUGAUAAACUGAAUUUUAGUUCCUGGGAGAGAAUUCCUCUAAGUCCAUAUGAAGGUUAUUGCGGAGGCAUGACCAAAAACUCAGGUGAAAUCUUGGAAAAGGAAGAGGUCUCUGGCCCUCUCAACUGCCCCAUAGGCUCUGUGGCCUAUUAUUCCCAUUGUUAUGCCUUACUUAUGACACCAAUUGCUUGGAUGGAUGCAAGUAUGGACUGUCAGAAGCGUCACUUAGGACACCUAGUGUCUAUUCUCAGUAAAUCUGAAGCAUCCUUUGUGGGUGCUCUUAUCAGGAACAGCUUCAAUAACUUCUAUGAUGUCUGGAUUGGGCUUCAUGAUCCCACUGAGGGUCGUCAACUCAAUGGAGAUGGUUGGGAGUGGAGUAAUGGAGAUUUGAUGAAUUAUAGUGCCUGGGAGAAAGCCCCACUCUCUGACACAAACUUUGGUUUCUGCGGAAGUGUGACACAAAGCUCAGGUUUUCAGAAAUGGAAAGAUUAUAACUGUGAUUUAAAGUUACCUUAUAUCUGCAAGUUCAGAAAUUAG